This is a messenger RNA of Emericellopsis cladophorae, 2037 nucleotides long. RefSeq names its product Heat shock 70 kDa protein-like protein. Lineage: Eukaryota; Fungi; Ascomycota; Sordariomycetes; Hypocreales; Bionectriaceae. The transcript has 2 exons. Gene Ontology annotation, biological process: cellular response to unfolded protein; protein refolding. The coding region runs from base 1 to 2037 and encodes 678 amino acids. The record is from RefSeq and is a predicted model, not a curated record. Gene Ontology annotation, molecular function: misfolded protein binding; ATP-dependent protein folding chaperone; ATP hydrolysis activity. Gene Ontology annotation, cellular component: mitochondrion; cytoplasm.
AUGCUCGCCUCGCGCUUCUCCCGAGCUCUGCCCAGGGCUUCGCCCAUCGCUGCUCGCUCAUCAGCUUUCACUCGCGCCCCUCUCGGCGCCAAGUUCGCUCGCUAUGAGUCCACAAACACCGGCGAGGGCGAGAAGGUGCAAGGCAGCGUGAUCGGUAUCGACUUGGGAACCACAAACUCGGCAGUUGCCAUCAUGGAGGGCAAGGUCCCCAAGAUCAUCGAGAACGCCGAAGGUGCCCGUACCACUCCUUCCGUCGUCGCUUUCGCCGAGGACGGUGAGCGUCUUGUCGGCGUCGCCGCCAAGCGCCAGGCCGUCGUCAACCCUGAGAACACUCUCUUCGCCACCAAGCGUUUAAUAGGACGCAAGUUCAGCGAUGUUGAGGUUCAACGUGAUAUCAAGGAGGUCCCUUACAAGAUUGUCCAGCACACCAACGGUGAUGCUUGGGUAGCUGCCCGUGGCCAAAACUACUCGCCAUCCCAGAUCGGUGGCUUCGUUCUCAACAAGAUGAAGGAGACUGCUGAGGCCUAUUUGUCCAAGAAGGUCAAGAACGCCGUCGUCACUGUUCCUGCCUACUUCAAUGACUCUCAGCGUCAGUCCACCAAGGAUGCUGGUCAGAUUGCUGGCCUCAAGGUCCUCCGUGUGGUCAACGAGCCUACCGCUGCCGCUCUGGCCUACGGCCUUGAGAAGGAGGCCGACCGCGUCGUCGCUGUCUAUGAUCUUGGUGGUGGUACCUUUGAUAUCUCCAUUCUCGAGAUCCAGAACGGUGUCUUUGAGGUCAAGGCUACCAACGGUGACACCCACCUUGGUGGCGAAGAUUUCGACAUCCACCUCGUCCGCCAUAUGGUUGAGGACUUCAAGAAGACCUCCAGCAUUGACUUGUCUGGUGACCGCAUGGCUAUCCAGCGUAUCCGUGAGGCUGCCGAGAAGGCCAAGAUUGAAUUAUCCUCUUCUCUCCAGACUGACAUCAACCUUCCCUUCAUCACCGCUGACGCUUCCGGCCCUAAGCACAUCAACAUGAAGCUUACCCGUGCUCAGCUCGAGAAGAUGGUUGAUCCUCUCAUCAGCCGCACCAUUGACCCCGUCCGCAAGGCUCUCAAGGAUGCCAACCUCCAGGCCAAGGACAUUCAGGAGGUCAUCCUUGUUGGUGGUAUGACCCGCAUGCCCAAGGUCAGCGAGUCCGUCAAGAGCAUCUUCGGCCGUGAUCCCGCCAAGUCUGUCAACCCUGAUGAGGCUGUCGCCAUCGGUGCUGCUAUCCAGGGUGCUGUUCUGUCUGGUGAGGUCAAGGAUCUCCUCUUGCUCGAUGUUACCCCUCUGUCCCUGGGUAUCGAGACACUCGGUGGCGUCUUCACUCGUCUGAUCAACCGCAACACCACCAUUCCCACCAAGAAGUCGCAGGUCUUCUCCACUGCUGCCGAUUUCCAGACUGCCGUCGAGAUCAAGGUCUACCAGGGUGAGCGUGAGCUUGUCAAGGACAACAAGAUGCUCGGCAACUUCCAGCUGGUUGGCAUCCCCCCUGCCCACCGCGGUGUUCCUCAGGUCGAGGUUACCUUCGACAUUGAUGCCGACUCCAUUGUGCACGUCCACGCCAAGGACAAGUCCACCAACAAGGACCAGUCCAUCACCAUCGCCUCAGGCUCUGGUCUCUCCGACAAGGAGAUUGAGCAGAUGGUCGAGGACUCCGAGAAGUACGCCGAGGCCGACAAGGACCGCAAGGCGGCCAUUGAGGCUGCCAACCGUGCUGAUAGUGUUCUCAACGACACUGAGCGCGCUCUGAACGAGUAUGCCGACAAGCUCGACAAGGCCGAGGCCGACGGCAUCAAGGAGAAGAUCACCUCUCUCCGCGAGUUCAUCGCCACCAGCCAGGCUGGCGAGGGCACCGCCACCUCUACUGAGAUCAAGGAGAAGACCGAUGAGCUUCAGAUGGCCAGCUUGAACCUCUUCGACAAGAUGCACAAGGCCCGCAACGAGGCUGGCGAGCAGCAGCAGGAGCAGGAGCAGCCCAAGGAGGGUGAGAAGAAGGACGAGAACAAGCCUUAA